Messenger RNA from Naegleria lovaniensis, 1845 nucleotides. RefSeq lists its product as uncharacterized. Gene Ontology annotation, molecular function: heat shock protein binding; misfolded protein binding; ATP binding. The record is from RefSeq and is a predicted model, not a curated record. Gene Ontology annotation, cellular component: cytoplasm. NCBI's taxonomy places the organism in Eukaryota, Heterolobosea, Eutetramitea, Acrasida, Naegleriidae. The coding region runs from base 1 to 1845 and encodes 614 amino acids. The transcript has 2 exons. Gene Ontology annotation, biological process: cellular response to unfolded protein; protein refolding.
AUGUCCUCUGUUUUCGACGGUGCCAUUGGUAUUGAUUUGGGUACUACCUACAGCUGUGUCGGUGUUUAUAUGGGAGACAAUGUUGAAAUCAUUCCCAACGAUCAAGGUAAUCGAACCACUCCAUCCUAUGUUGCGUUCACAGAUCAGGAACGUUUAAUUGGAGAUGCUGCCAAGAAUCAAGUUGCCAUGAAUCCUCAUAAUACAGUCUUUGAUGCCAAACGUUUGAUUGGACGAAAAUUUAUGGAUCCCAGUGUACAGGCAGAUAUGAAACAUUGGCCUUUCAAGGUCAUUACAAAGGGAGAUGAUAAGCCAUACAUUCAAGUCGAAUAUAAGGGAGAGGUUCAUACUUUUACACCAGAACAAAUCUCGAGUAUGGUUCUCACUAAAAUGAAGGAAAUUUCAGAAGCUUAUUUAGGUAAAAAGGUGAAAAAAGCAGUAGUGACAGUUCCUGCCUAUUUCAACGAUUCACAAAGACAAGCAACCAAAGAUGCUGGUACCAUUGCUGGUUUGGAUGUUUUACGUAUUAUCAAUGAACCUACAGCUGCUGCCAUUGCUUACGGACUCAAUAAGAAGGGCGAACGAAAUGUUCUCAUUUUCGAUUUGGGAGGUGGUACAUUCGAUGUCUCCAUUCUGAACAUUGAAGAAGGAGUUUUCGAAGUCAAGGCCACAGCAGGUGACACUCACUUGGGUGGAGAAGACUUUGAUAACCGAAUGGUCGAAUUCUGCUGUCAAGAAUUUAAGAGAAAACACAGAAAAGAAUUGCAUGAAAAUCCACGAGCUUUGAGAAGAUUGAGAACUGCCUGUGAAAGAGCCAAGAGAAAUUUAUCAAGUGCUGCCAAUGCCACCAUUUCUGUCGAUUCCAUUAUGGAUGGCAUUGAUUUGGACAUUCCAAUGACUCGAGCCAAAUUCGAACAAUUGAAUAUGGAUCUCUUUAAACACUGUUUCGAACCAGUCAAGAAGGUUUUACAAGAUUCUGGUUUGGACAAGUCACAAAUUGAUGACGUUGUCUUGGUCGGUGGUUCCACUCGUAUUCCAAAGGUCCAAGAAAUGCUCAAAGAUUUCUUCAAUGGAAAGGAAUUGUGUAAAUCGAUUAAUCCAGAUGAAGCCGUUGCUUAUGGAGCAGCCGUUCAAGCUGGUGUCUUGACUGGAAAGGAAACUCGAGUCUUGUUAAUUGAUGUCACACCAUUGAGUUUGGGAAUUGAAACUGCUGGUGGAGUCAUGACCAAGUUAAUUGAAAGAAAUACCACCAUUCCAUGUAAGAAGUCAGAGACCUUCACCACGUAUGCCGAUAAUCAAACUGCAGUCACUAUUCAAGUCUAUGAAGGUGAAAGAACCAUGACCAAAGACAAUCACUUGUUGGGUCGAUUCAACUUGGAAGGAAUUCCUCCAGCUCCCAGAGGUGUGCCAAAGAUUGAAGUCACCUUUGAAAUUGAUGCAAACGGUAUUAUGAAAGUCGCUGCCAAAGACGAAUCUUCUGGAAAGACUGAGAAUAUUACCAUUACUAAUGAUAAGGGAAGAUUGAGUAAGGAAGAAAUUGAAGACAUGCUCAAGAAGGCCAAAGAAAUGGAAAAGGAAGAUCAAGUCAUGAAGGAAAAGAUUGAAGCCAAGAAUCAACUCGAGUCGUAUGCUUAUCAUCUUAAAUCGAGCAUUGAAGAUCCUAAUGAUGAGUUUGAGAGAAGAAGAAAGGAUUUGGAACAUACUUGUGCUCCUAUCAUGACCAAAUUGUAUCAAGCAGGAGCUGGUCAACCAGCAAGUGAACCACAUUUCAAACCUUCAUCCCAAGCAUCAGCAGGAACAUCGCAACAAACCUCUCAACCCAAGUUCGAGGAUGUAGAUAUUGAUUAA